GUUGAAGGUGUUGACGACGAAAUGGUUGAAGAGAUGAGACGAAUGAUCAAAAAGAAAAAGAAAGGAUCAAAUAACAGGAUGGUUAUAUGCAGGGACUGCCCGGGGCAAAGAUUAGUCCGAAACCUGGAGAACCAUGUUGAAAAGUUCCACACUAUUAAACCGAAAAAACAUAAGGAGGUUUGUCGGUAUCAGUGUGAUCUAUGCGGGUAUAAAACUAACCGAAUGACAAACCAUACUCUGCACGUUAAAACUGUUCAUCUGGGUACAAGGACCAUCUGUCAUCUCUGCGGCAAGGAAUACUCGAAUAUUAAUCAGCAUAUGCGAGUUAUGCACAAUAUCACCAAAUCUGGAAUAAAAACGAAGACGAAAUGUGAACUGUGCGAACAUGAAUAUUAUGAUAUAAGACAACACCUGAGGCGAGCGCAUCAAAUUAUGGAGAACACUGUGAAGGAAACCAAGUGUAGUCUUUGUGGAGAAGAAUUUAGCAAGUAUUCAAAUAUGAUAAGACACAGGAAAAGAGUUCAUGAGGGGUUAAAGUUGGUUUGUCCGAUUUGUUUGAAACCGGUUUCCAAUCUAAACAAACACAGUAAAAUACAUAAACAGAUGAAUCUGAUGCCGAGUCUGUUCGUAAACCCUCAGCAACUGCUAGUUCCAUCAGCUUCCACUAUCAAUCUACCCAACCCAACCCUGGCCCUACCCAACACAACCCUGGCACUACCCAACCCUACCCUGGCCAUACCCAACACAACCCUGGCCCCACAUAAUCCAACCCUAUCACUUCACACCCCAACCCUAGACUUACGAACCCCAACUCUGGCCCUACCUAAUCCAACCCUAUCCCUUCAUAGUCCAACCCUAUCCCUACAUAAUUCAACCCUAUCCCUACCCACCUCAACCCUGGCCCUACCUAACCUAAAUCUGGCCCUACCUAAUCCAACCCUAGCCCAUCCAACCCCAACUCCGGCCCUACCUAAUCCAACUCUAACCCUACCAACCCCAAUCGUAGCCCUACCCACCCCAAUCUUAGCCUUACCAACCCCAACCCUAGCCCUACCAACCUCAACCCUGGGACUACCGGAAAGUUCUGGUUCCACCACCAGUACCACAAUUUCAAGUUUAACGGAUACAACUAAAAUAUCCCUAUCUACUCCUACCCUUACUCUACCGUCCAGUAACCUACCCUCACCUACUCCUUCCAUCUCCAUACCUUCCUUAACACUACCUACCUCUAAUCUCAAUCUGCCAUCCUUCUCUCUUAGUCUAUCUACUUCUUCCCUCUCCAUUCUAACGCAGUCCCUUACUCUACCUUCUCAUUCCUUUACUCUACCUUCUCAGUCCCUUACUCUACCUUCUCAUUCCUUUACUCUACCUACUCAUUCCCUGUCGUCAACUUCUCACUCCCUUACCUUACCUACUCACUCUCUUCUACCUAAUCACUCUCCCACACUUCCUAGUUACUCCCUAACUCUACCUUCUCACUCCCCCACGCUUCCCACUCACUCCCUUUCUUUACCUACUCACUCUCUUACUCAAUCUUUUCACUCCCUACCGCCUAUAGCUGAUAACCUGCCUACUACAACAGUUUCUUUAUCGCCCCUCGUUUUUUCCGCUCCUAAUGUAUCUAUCAUUCCCUCCCAUUCAACAAAUUAUUAAAAUGCUAAUUUUAAAAGAAAUAUCAAAAUUAUAAGUUUUUUUAUAAGAUCAUUUAUUUUUACUUGUCCAUACUCAUAUUCCCAGAUUUAUUCAUUUUUACUUUCCACUCCAAUCUUUUCCACAUUUUAAAUGUUACUAUUACAUCUUGGAUUUUUAAUUUGCAAAGACUACACGAUUUUAUACAUUAAAUGAAUUUUCAUUCAGGGUUAUCUUUCUGCCGUGCAAAUUUGUAACAUAUCUGUGAUGAAAAUAUUUUAAAAAGUUACAAGUCUAGAGGCGUAUUUAUUUUUUCACUGAUUAGGGAAAUUUAUAUUUAGUUUUUAAGAAAAAUAUCCAAUAGAAGGGGAAAAGAUUUGUCAUGUGAACUCCAAUUUCAAAUUCUCCGUCUCAUCUUCAAAAUAUAUACUCCUAUACAUUUACUUGAUACUAUUUCAGAA
Messenger RNA from Eurytemora carolleeae, 2090 nucleotides. Its product is annotated as zonadhesin. The transcript is spliced from 7 exons. NCBI's taxonomy places the organism in Eukaryota, Metazoa, Arthropoda, Copepoda, Calanoida, Temoridae. The record is from RefSeq and is a predicted model, not a curated record. Bases 22 to 1653 code for a protein of 543 amino acids.